Messenger RNA from Penicillium canescens, 1005 nucleotides. Its product is annotated as ribokinase. The coding region runs from base 1 to 1005 and encodes 334 amino acids. Gene Ontology annotation, biological process: D-ribose metabolic process. Lineage: Eukaryota; Fungi; Ascomycota; Eurotiomycetes; Eurotiales; Aspergillaceae. The record is from RefSeq and is a predicted model, not a curated record. The transcript is spliced from 2 exons. Gene Ontology annotation, molecular function: ribokinase activity.
AUGCCACCUCAAAAUCCACACAUAACAAUAAUCGGGUCCCUAAAUAUCGACUUUGUAACAACAACCCCCCGCUGCCCAGGUCCAGGCGAAACGCUCACAGCAACCUCGUUGAGCGUGCUAGCGGGCGGAAAAGGCGGCAACCAAGCCGUAGCAGCAGGCCGCGCCUCAUUUACAUCAAAAGAGAAACAAGAUGUAACUGUGAGCAUGAUUGGCGGCGUUGGUGCCGAUGAUCCAUACUAUACCACACUCCUCCAGCCAGCACUGGAGAAAUCGGGUGUUGACACGGGAUCGAUUGAAGAGUCUGUUACUGCGCAGACUGGGUCUGCGAGUAUUAUCGUUGAAGAAGGGAGCGGGGAGAAUCGAAUUCUUGUUGUUCCCGGUGCGAAUCACAGUGGGUUGAUGGGUGAUGUGGAUGGGAUUGUUCGUGUUACGCAGCGGUCUGAGGUUGUUGUUUUGCAGGGUGAGAUUCCGCGGGAGACGACUGACGGGGAGGGGGAGGCCAAGGUUGUUUUUAACCCGGCGCCCGUUUACCCUGAAGGCAUUCCGCUUUCUGCGUUGCGUGGUACGGCUGUUUUGAUCAUGAAUGAGACGGAGGUUGUGCAGAUGGCGAGGUCGAUUGCUGGGCUUCCUGUUCCGGGGGAUGUUUGUGUUGAUGAUGACCAGUUUGAUCCCGCUGACUUUGCGGGGAAGUUUCAUGAGAUGGCUGGGGUUGAAGUUGUUCUUAUUACGCUUGGUGCUAAGGGUGUUUAUUUCUCUACUCGCGCUGGGAAAUGUGGGACUGUUACCGGUGUGAAGGUUGCUCAAGUCGUUGAUACCACUGCGGCAGGGGACACGUUCGUUGGGUAUUUCUCGACUGCUGUGGCGCGCUUCCUUGCUACUGGGAAGGGGUUGGACGAGUUUGAAGAGGUUGAACAGGCUGUCUCGGUGGCUAAUGCUGCUGCGGCAAUGUGUGUGCAGCGUCGGGGUGCGAUGCAAAGUAUUCCAUUUGCUUAUGACAUGGAGUGA